AUGACAUUUUUUAACACUGUUUAUAAGAAACAUUUAACAAGCGAAUUUUCAUUGCAGGCGCUGAGUCCAAACAACCAAAAUAGCCUCUUUCAGCAACAGGAACAAGAUCCAACAAAUUUGUACUUAGCAAACUUGCCACCGAAUUAUACAGAAAGAGAUUUGCAAAAGUUAUUGGAAAGUUAUGGUUCAACAAUCAGUACAAGAGUAUUAAAGAAUGGUGAUGGUUCGAGUAGAUGUGUUGGGUUCGCACGGAUGGAUAAUGAAGAGUUGUGCGCAAAAAUUAUCAAAGAAAUGAAUGGAAAAAAAAUAAUUCCGGGUUGCAAUUUACCAUUAAUGGUAAAAUAUGCUGAUAGUAAUAAGAAAACAAAAAGUCGACCAUUACAAAGUGUUCCAGGAUUGUAUAGUAGCCUUACACAUCUCGAGAUUACACAACCAUGUUUUGCAACACCACCAUAUGACCAAAGCGGGCAGUAUAUCCGCACCAAUCCAAACUAUCAAUACCUAUUAACACCACCAUCGCCUUACGUUUACAGUGCACAUCCUCAAUAUCAUGUUUUCUCAGGUUAUGGAGAUGCUCCAUUUGGGAACCUUGCUGCUCAAAUGCAAAAUUUAUCACUUCAAGGUGCUAAUGCGAUGUUGCAUCCAUCAGCCGAAUUGACAAAUAUUGGACCGGGUACAAGUAUAACAGCGAAUCAAACACCAGCUGGUACAGCAAUUCCUCAGGUUGCUAUGCAAACUUAUACAGUUCCACUCUAUCCAUGGCCAUAUGGUGUCCAGGCAACAACUGAUCCGAAUAUGAUUGGUGCAGUGGUAACAUCAGCGACACCGUUGCAAAAUUUUGUACCAGAAUUAGCUGCUAUGCAUACAGAUGCUGCAUCCGCUGCUGCUGCUACUGUUGCUGCUGCCGGUGCUAUUGGUAGUAGUAGUAGUAGUGGUGGUGGUGGUGGUGGUAUUGCGGUAUCAACAAAUCAAGCAUCAUCUGGUCAAAUUAUCUACGCCACUCAGUCACUACCACCACCACAACCACCACCAUCACCCUAA
Messenger RNA from Cercopithifilaria johnstoni, 1041 nucleotides. NCBI's taxonomy places the organism in Eukaryota, Metazoa, Nematoda, Chromadorea, Rhabditida, Onchocercidae. The record is from the annotation of a GenBank genome assembly.